AUGUCCUGUGCAUCUAGAAUCGUGGGAAAGUCAGGUACACCUGGCUACUCUUGCACACCGGGCUCCGUUGGCUUUCUCCCAAAUAUCGCUACCUGCAGUAAUGCGACCAACGUUUCCAUUGGAAAGCCUCUUUAUAUGAGCACCGCACCUGGACGUGCUUGCGCGGUCUCGACAAAUUUCACCCGUACGACUACAGGUGUUGAUGUUUUAGCCGUCAGUCCUGAGAAUCCGGUUUCCGUUUUUCAGUCCUGUUGCGGCGUGGGCAAUACCAAAAGCGAGAAUUACGUGAGGAGCGGGUUUGGAGUCACUGGCGGGCCAUGUGGAUACACCUUUUGCAACGUCACUGACCAGGUAGCUCAAAAGUCAUUCUUGAGCUGUCUUGGAGAGAAGGCUCCUGGUAUCAAGGGCGAUUGCUUUACAAGUUACAUAUCGGGAUCGAAUUUCAUCACUUUCGACUCUAACACCCCACCCAGUGCCAGUACCACUGCAAAACCUACUUCGGGCUCGACAAAACUCGUCGGUAUUGGCAUGAUCACUUGGGUUCUGAUGGCUGUGGUUGGGAUCGCUCUUCAGUAA
This is a messenger RNA of Glarea lozoyensis ATCC 20868, 576 nucleotides long. RefSeq lists its product as uncharacterized. The record is from RefSeq and is a predicted model, not a curated record. The transcript has a single exon. The coding region runs from base 1 to 576 and encodes 191 amino acids. NCBI's taxonomy places the organism in Eukaryota, Fungi, Ascomycota, Leotiomycetes, Helotiales, Helotiaceae.